Molecule: messenger RNA, 1545 nt
Organism: Eimeria maxima
Lineage: Eukaryota; Apicomplexa; Conoidasida; Eucoccidiorida; Eimeriidae
Exons: 2
Coding region: 1-1545 (514 amino acids)
Source: RefSeq, a predicted model, not a curated record
AUGCUGACGACUGCAGCAGCAGCAGUUGCAGCAGCAGCAGCAGCAGCUGCAGCAGCCUACGACCGCGUGAUUGCUCGCGACAGCCCGCGCUGCUCCACAGCAGCAGCAGCAGCCACACCUGCAGCAACAGCAGCAGCAGUUGCUGCUGCCCCUGAAGGAUCUCUGCUGCGUCCUUCCGAUUCCCGCUGCAGAGCAGCCACGAUAGGAGGGACUAGUAGCAGAUUGCUGCAGGUACGCGGCGGCAGCACAAGCAGCAGCAGGUGCAGCAGCAGCAGCAGCAGCAGCAGCAACAGCAGCAGGAAGGUUCGUGUAUCCGUGGUAACUGCAACAGGAGUCAAGUGUCUUGACAGGCGAUGGGAGUUGCUGCUUCCUGCUGCUGCCGCAGUUAAGGACGUGGCCUUGCUGCUGCAGCAGCAACUGCAGCCGCCGCCACCGUUGCUGCUGCUGCGGCUGUUGCACAGGGGCCGUCUGGUGUCUGCGGAGGAAACACUGCAGCAGCUGCUGCAGCAGGAAGAACCACCAGCAGCAGCUCCUGCAUCUGCUGCUGCUGCUGCUGCUGCGGAGCCGCAGCAGCAGACUCUUACUCUCAUUUGGGAUACAGCAGUGCCUCCUGCAGCAGCAGAUGCGGAUACUGAGGAAGGCAGCAGCAGCAGCAGCAGCAACAGCAGCAGCAGCGAUUCCUGCUCAGCAGCGGAGGCAAUUGCUGCCUACACGGCAGCCAGUGGUGCAGCAGGCCGUGUUGCUGCGCUGCUGCAGAGGGAAGCUGAAAUCCUAGCAGCAGCAGCAGCAGCAGCGGGUGGUGAGGAUAGUGCAGCAGGAGCAGCAGCAGCAGCAGGACUGCAGCAGCAUCCUGCUGCUGCUGCUGUUCAUCGUGCUGCCUUUGGUGGCUCCGAUGCUCCGCUGCAGAGCAGCGAGGAGUUGAAUGCUGCUGUACAGACACUGCAGGAAGGUCUUGAACUGCAGCAGCAGCAGCAGGAGGAGCAGCAGCAGGAGCAGCAGCAGCAGGAGCAAGAAGAGGAGCUCGUAGAGUAUUUUCCUCCACAGCCAAGAACACUCAAGGAGUAUCUGCAGCGGCUUCUGCUGCUGCAGGUGCAGGUACACCCGAAGUUGCUGCUAAAGGUAGCAGCAGGCUCGUUGCUGCUGCAGCAGCUAGUAGAGUAUGCUGCACCAGCAACACAGACACCGCAGCAGCAGAAGCAGCAGCGGUUGCGAGAACUGCUGCUGCUGUCUGCUGCUCCAGCAAUGCUGCUGCUGCACCUAAGGCCUAUGCUGCUGCUGCAGCAGUUCGCCUGGGAGCUGCUGCCUAAGGGGAGGGGAUGGCGGGCGCUGCGGCUGCUGCUGCCUCCUCCUGCUGCUGCUAUGCUAGAGGAUGAGCAGCCUGUCCCGCUGCAGCAGCUGGUGCAGCAGCAGCAGCAGAUGCUGCUGCAACGUGAGAAGAAAGAGCAGCAAAUGCGUACACAGGAGAUGCUGUUACAGGGACAGAUGCAACAGCAGCAGGAUAGGCAGCAGCAGCAGCAGCAGCAACAGCAAGCCACAGCCACCUGA